AUGGACGGCGCUGCACGUAGAAAUCGAGACUCUCUGGAGCACGUCUCCAGCCAUGAGAGCCAUGACGAGACCACCCGCCAGUUCUUCUCUCACACAGGCGCGAAACGCAUCAGCACCGACGCCGUCAUCGCAAAGUCGCUGCGCCAACAAUAUCCCAAUCUCGCGCUCUCCAUCGCCCCGGCAGACUCAUGCAAUCUGCUGGCCUACGCAUCAAGCGGCCACGCCAAAUUCACUCCCAUAGGCGACGACGACGACGCUCAUGUCCCGUCCUCGCUAUCAUGGAAGAUCUACAUCCCGCCCAGAAGGCGCAUGGACGGCGAUCUAGGCGUCAUUGCAAAUGAAACCUUGUUUGAGAAGUACCUGUACCAGUGGAAGGACAAGGACUUCAUCGUCUACCUGGUCAGCGGCCGUGACGGAGCCAGCGCCUACCCGCAAAUCACAAACUUCUACGUGCUCUCCACGCACGAGGAGCUGGCUGAGCAGCUGAUUCUGGCCGCCGGCCGAUGGAGCAGCGAGCUGCAUGAAGAGUUUUGGGUAUUUGAUGGCGGCUGGUGGAGCAAGAACGCGGAGCUGUAUCAGAGUGCGAUGAAGUCGUCGUGGGAGAAUGUCAUUCUUGACGAGCAGAUGAAAAAUUCUCUCAUUGAGGAUCAUUUGUCCUUCUUCCGAUCGAGGGCUACCUAUGACCGGCUCAAGGUGCCGUGGAAGCGAGGCAUCAUUUACUAUGGCCCGCCUGGGAAUGGCAAGACGAUCUCUAUCAAGGCCACUAUGAACAUGCUUUUCCAUCUUAAGCAACCAGUGACUACCUUGUAUGUGAGGUCUCUAAGAUCGUACAUGGGGCCAGAGGCAAGCAUUGCCAUGGUUUUCGCAAAGGCAAGAGAGUUUGCGCCAUGCUAUCUCGUCUUUGAAGACCUCGAUACCAUCAUCACCGACGACGUGCGAAGCUAUUUCCUGAACGAGGUGGAUGGUCUGAAGAACAACGACGGUAUUUUCAUGAUUGGAAGCACCAAUCAUCUCGAACGAUUGGAUCCAGGCAUUGCUAAACGCCCCUCUCGCUUCGACAGGAAAUACCUCUUCCCAGACCCAGACUUUGACCAACGCGUCGCCUACUGCCACUUCUGGCAAAAGAAGCUCGCCGACAACAAAUCCAUCAGCUUCCCCGACAAGCUCUGCGCCGCCAUCGCGGAAAUCACAAACGACUUUAGCUUCGCCUACAUGCAGGAGGCCUUUGUCGCCGCGCUGCUCGCCAUUGCGCGCAACGAGCAGCCCGGCGACGGCGACGAGGACGACGCCCAGGACGACGCCAUGGUCAUGACGAUGGAUUUGGCGGAUGAGGACUGGGUCAAGGUGCUGGAUCGGCCGGUGGAGGAGACCCCGGAACUGGAUGAGCUGGUGCUUUGGUUGGAAAUUAAGAAGCAGGUUGCCAUUCUGCGCGAAGGCAUGGAAGACAAGACUGCAUGAACCUGCUGCAAGAUGUUGCAGAUAAUGACUUCAAGGAGGACACCUUGAUAGAACAGAAUGGUAAUAAUGUGUUAUGGAUCUAGCGUGCCACAAUAAACCAGAUGGGGGAUACAAUCCUACUUUCUUCGUUC
Messenger RNA from Trichoderma virens Gv29-8, 1589 nucleotides. RefSeq lists its product as uncharacterized. Gene Ontology annotation, molecular function: ATP hydrolysis activity; ATP binding. Bases 1 to 1458 code for a protein of 485 amino acids. Gene Ontology annotation, cellular component: peroxisomal membrane; cytosol. Lineage: Eukaryota; Fungi; Ascomycota; Sordariomycetes; Hypocreales; Hypocreaceae. Gene Ontology annotation, biological process: protein import into peroxisome matrix. The transcript is spliced from 3 exons. The record is from RefSeq and is a predicted model, not a curated record.